UAUUUUACUCGCUUUGUCAACUGUUAAUGUACAAUUUUUUUUCUAAAAUAAAGUUUUAUUUUAUUCUUUCAAAGGAUGAUAAAUAGCUUUCAUUUCCGGGUGCCAUCUUCAUUUGCAGUAACUGAUGGAAUAGUUGUGCGUGAGGCUUACGUGAAAUGUUUGUUCCACUCUUUUAAGAAUCGAACACGUUCAAGUUCCACAAUGAAGAAAAGUUUGGAGUUUGUCCAGGAUAUGUGGACCAGAAACCUUGUCUUAGAGGCCAUCCCAGUUGAAAUCCUAUAAUGUUAUGGUCGAGGUUAGAGAGUGUCAUCACAUCGGAGAGAGGAUUAGAGGAGAGAGGUUGUCUUCCAGGAGCUGUGUGGUCCCCCCUACUCUUCAACCCUAAAUCCCGGCACCAAGACACAAACCCCUCUAUGAGUGAGGGGAGACCCGGUGAAGAAACGCGAGAAGAAAACUCAGAGAGGAAUCCUAGCCUUGCCUCUCACUCGGCCAGCACUCUGCUCUCCUGCCUUUCAGUCGACCACGGCUGCGAGAGCUGCACGGGUGUGAGUGAGUGGCCUGGCUGGACCUCUUCUCCCUCCCUUCAUCUUGCCAUUAAUCCUCCCAUCUAUCCACCCCGUCUCUUGUCAUCUCGGGCACCAUGCUGAUGCAGUGGCUGGCUUGGUUGGCCCUGCUGUCUCUGGACUGGGCUCCAGGCAGCUGGGCCUUCACCACCACCAGGGCUCAGGGCCUGAGGGGUCGCAUCCAGAGAGACCGCAGAAACAUCCGGCCCAACAUUAUCCUCAUCAUGACUGACGACCAGGACGUUGAGCUGGGUUCUCUACAGGUUAUGAAUAAAACCCGUAAGUUAAUGGAAGAUGGAGGCACAUCUUUCACCAAUGCCUUUGUCACCACACCCAUGUGCUGCCCUUCACGGUCCUCCAUGUUGACCGGCAAGUACGUCCACAACCACAACACCUACACCAACAAUGAGAACUGCUCCUCCCCUUCCUGGCAGGCUCAGCAUGAGCCACGCUCAUUCGCCGUCUACCUCAACAACACCGGCUACAGGACAGGCUUCUUUGGCAAGUACCUCAAUGAGUACAACGGCACCUACAUCCCACCUGGGUGGCGUGAAUGGGUUGGAUUGAUCAAAAAUUCCCGCUUCUAUAAUUACACUGUCUGUCGCAAUGGUUACAAGGAGAAACAUGGUGCCGAUUAUGCCAAGGACUAUUUCACAGAUCUGAUCACCAACGACAGCACCAACUUUUUCCGCAUGUCCAAGCGUAUGUACCCUCACCGCCCUGUGAUGAUGGUCAUCAGUCACGCUGCUCCUCAUGGCCCAGAAGACUCAGCUCCACAAUAUGCUGAGCAUUUCCCCAAUGCUUCACAGCACAUCACCCCCAGCUACAACUAUGCCCCAAAUAUGGACAAACACUGGAUCAUGCAGUACACUGGCCCCAUGAGACCCAUCCACAUGGAGUUCACCAACUUCCUCCAUCGGAAAAGAUUGCAGACUCUCAUGUCAGUGGACGAUUCUGUGCAGAAGGUGUUUGAGAUGCUCGAGGAAACUGGAGAGCUGGACAACACUUACGUCAUCUAUACAGCAGACCAUGGCUACCACAUUGGUCAGUUUGGAUUAGUCAAAGGCAAGUCAAUGCCUUAUGACUUUGACAUCCGUGUGCCAUUCUUUCUGAGAGGACCCAACAUAGAGCCAGGGGCAGUAAACCCUCAUCUGGUGCUGAACAUUGACCUCGCUCCCACGAUUCUUCACAUCGCCGGGCUGGACACUCCUCCAGACAUGGAUGGAAAGUCCAUCCUUAAGCUGCUGGAACAGGAAAGGACUGGCAAUAGAUUCAAACCCAACCGGAAACCCAAAGUCUGGAGGGACACAUUCCUGGUGGAGCGAGGAAAGAUCCUGAGGAAGAAGGAAGACUCGGUGAACACGCAGCACACCAACAGCCUUCCAAAGUACAAGAAGGUCAAAGAGACUUGCCAGCAGGCGGAAUUCCAGACGCCCUGUGAACAGCCUGGACAGAAAUGGCAUUGUGUGGAGGAGAUCACAGGGAAGUGGAGGAUACAAAAGUGCAAAGGUGGUUCGAAAGAAGGCUCGAGGAAGAGGGCCCGCAGCCUGAAGCCCCGCAGCAGUUAUGACAAUAGAGAGAGAGGCUGCGACUGUGGGGACACUUUCCACAAACCCUCCCGAAUGGAGCGCCAGUCCCACCGAUCGGGCCAGCGUUAUCGGCCACGUUUUGUCCACACCCGGCAGACCAGGUCUCUGUCUGUGGAGUUUGAAGGUCAGAUAUAUGACAUCGACCUUCAGGCAGACGAUCAGUCAGCUGUCCGCCGCCGUGUCAUCUCAAAGCGCCACUACAACCCAGAGGACCCCGAGUUCAAUUUGGGGUCGGAUGACGGUUCGGAGGAAAUGCUGGCCGAUGAUACUAAUGCUGUGGGAUACCCCAACUCUGUGAAAGUUACCCACAAGUGUUAUAUCUUGAUGAAUGACAGCGUGCAUUGCGAAAGAGAAAUCUACCAGUCCUCCAGAGCUUGGAAAGACCAUAAGAGCUACGUGGAUCAGGAGAUUGAAGCACUUCAAGAUAAAAUCAAAAACCUGCGAGAAGUAAGAGGCCACCUCAAGAGGACACGUCCAGAUGAGUGUGACUGUGGAAAGAGGAGCUAUUUUAGCAAAGGAGGCAGAAACAAAGCAGAGAGAUUGAAGAACAGGAAUGAUCAACUCCAUCCAUUUAAGGAGGCAGCGCAGGAAAUGGACGGGAAGGUUCAGUUGUACAAUGAGAUCCGGAGAAGGAAGAAGGAAAGGAAGGAGAAGAAGAGGCAGAGAAAGGGAGACGACUGCAGUCUGCCCGGCCUCACCUGCUUCACACAUAACAAUGACCACUGGCAGACUGCUCCUCUCUGGACAUUGGGUGGAUUCUGUGCAUGCACCAGUUCCAACAACAACACCUACUGGUGCCUGAGAACCAUCAACGAGAGCCACAACACCUUGUUCUGUGAGUUCUCCACUGGCUUCCUGGAGUACUUUGACCUCAACAGUGACCCCUACCAGCUGACCAACGCGGUGUAUUCAGUGGAUCGGGACGUACUGAACUCUCUCCAUGCCCAGCUGAUGGAGAUGAGGAGUUGUCAAGGUUACAAGCAGUGUAACCCUCGCCCAAAAGGCUUGGACACAGCACACAGCCAGUAUGGGACGGACGACAGGGUUAAGCUCCCCAACUUGACGGACGAGGAGGUGAACUGGCAGGGACUGGAGGAUCUGUAUAGCAUAAACGAAAGCCUUUAUGAAUGUAGGCCUGACUACAGCCCCAGCCCAGACAACUGGGUGAACUUCCAGAAGGAUGUAGAUAAUAUGUUUGCACUGCAACACGUUUUUAAACUCAACCGAACCCUUGACGACACCACCCUGCCAGAGCUGGGCUCCGGGGCCGGGGGUGGAGGCCUUGAAGAGGGCAGCGGAGAAGAGUCGGCCUCAGCCAGCGACGUCUGGCCGGGCCAGUCCGCAGAGGCUCGCCUCACCACCCCCGCCCCCAGCAAAACGCCAUCAGCACCACCCACUCCCAGGCCCACACUGGAGAGGAAACUGGAAUCUGUUGUCAACGACCUUCCAGAGAGACUCAUAAGCAGACCUGGGGCGUCUGUGAUGUCAGCGUCACCUGUGACGGGAUUACCAUUGGGUCCGAGAAGAGACUGGGUCGCCCUCCGCAGCGAAAAGUGGGCGCAGCAGCUGGAGGAGCUAGAAGGAGGAAUGUUCAGCGGGAACGGACUGACAGAGCUGGAGACGCGGCACGACAACCUGCUGCGUGCUCACAACAGCCUGCAGGCCCAGCUGGAGCGCGGCCCGGGCCACGGAGACGCAGCCAGCCCUCAGGGUCUUGGCUUGGACCUCGAAGAAGAGGAGGACAUUUUCCAGGCCCAAGGCUACCUCCCUUUCUCCCCACAGACGUUGAGGCCCAAGGUGCAGGCCAGCACCACCGGGAGCCCCCCCACCUCACAGACUAGCAGCCCACAGAGCGUGGGGUUGGUACUGCAGGCCCUGCCCCUCACCUUGGACUACGAGGGCAGCGGCUCUCUGCCUCAGCCCUCCAAUCAGACCCUCUGAGGCAGACGCAUGCGCCGGCCAGCCAGCCAAUGAGCUGCUGGUCGCCACAGAGACACAGAGACAGUGAUUGGGAGAUGAGCUUGCCAAGAGAAAUGGCAAGUAAUGCCACCUCAGUCAGUCAGAGUUGUAUUAUGAGUAUUAAAGUUAUUGUUUAUUUUUUUACAGGUGCCUACAUUUAUUAGUAAACAGUGUUAUGUUUUUUU
Centropristis striata (black sea bass) is the source of this 4296-nucleotide messenger RNA. RefSeq names its product sulfatase 1 (gene sulf1). Lineage: Eukaryota; Metazoa; Chordata; Actinopteri; Perciformes; Serranidae. Gene Ontology annotation, molecular function: N-acetylglucosamine-6-sulfatase activity; glycosaminoglycan binding. The record is from RefSeq and is a predicted model, not a curated record. Gene Ontology annotation, cellular component: cell surface; plasma membrane; endoplasmic reticulum. The transcript has 21 exons. The coding region runs from base 641 to 4093 and encodes 1150 amino acids.